ACCAAGAUUGUCACAAAUAAAACCCAGUAGUUAUCUAUCGUCAUGAAUUCAUCAUCAACACAGAAGAUACAGAAGCCAUGAAUUAACGAACAUCUAUAACAUUUUUGAUUGUGUAUGGCUGGAAAAGACGACUCCACAACGUAGUAGUACAAAAAUGGAAGAGUUUACCUAAUCCGGAAAAAGACGGUCCACUCCUGAAGAAUCCCCUGGCUUUUGUUUUUUUCAAUCUUUCUGCAAAUUGCGAUCAUGUCAGACCGCCCAAAAUGUCAACGUCAAAUCCCAACAACGGCAGCAGAGGAGCCAUUUCUCGGAACCUCCCAAGGUGGCUUCUUUCCAUCUUCAUCUGAACUAUUAACCUCAAAACAAAUACAAAACCGCCACGCCGGCUUCCCCUGUUCCUGUUGCUCAGAACUAAAUUUAUCUUCAAUAAAGUAACACUUUUUUUUUGAUACAAAAGUAACACUUUCGAUCAUACUAAACGCAAAAUCCACUUUAAAAUUACCACGAUAACCGCUUCAUUGUUCCCUUCCAAAUUUUCCAUGAACAUCUCUAACCAAAAUUUUCCAUGAAGCCCACGAUUUUGUUCAUCGGAUUAAUCGUUUUACUGACUCAAUUAUCUAGCAUCUCCGGUGGUGGUAUUGCCGGCCGAUUGAAUUCUAACCCAUCCCGUGUCCUCCUCCAAAGCAGCGGCAACGUUUCUUCCCCCUGCCCGCUUGACUUUGACGUCCUCCGCCGGCUUGUUACCGGCUCAAAGCCGCCGAACUUGGACACCACCACUCAGUGCCAGUACAUCCGGCAAGGUCUCCGGCUCGUCCUCUCCGACUACCUCAAGCGGACUAACUUGUUUCUGCCGCCGAUCGACUCUGCCGAGUCGUGUUGGCGAUCUUACGAGUCCUUAGUCGAUGAAUUCAUCCCCAAUUUCGACAUCCGGCGAUCUUGCGGUUUUCAGACGGGUUGGAUUUCACAAGGGUGUGGGAACAUCACCACCCGGUCGGAGUUCGAGUCCACCGUCAGUCAAUCAGCCUUAAACGACGUCGUGGCAAACUGCAACCAGUCGCUCCAGAACGGCUCUCCUUGUGCCGCGUGUACAACCAGCCUCUCAACCCUCAUUUCUUCCUACCUCAGUAAUGGGUCCCGCUCCGCCGGAAACCUCACCGACUGCGCCGAUUACGGCUCCAUCUACGCCGCUGCUUUCGCCAAUCAUCUGGGUCCCACCGAUCAAGGUACGUUGAAAUGCUUGUUCUCUUUGGAUUUCACCAAUUCCGGUUCGAAAAAGAACCGGAAUAAGAUCAUCAUAAUCAGCGUGGUUGUCACGGUUUCGGUUAUCUUAGUUGCCCUGCUGCUUAUCUUUUCGUGGGUUUGGUUUUAUCACCGGAGAAAGGAGGACACUUUACUUAAGAAAUGGAAAUUGAGCCGGGUCAAUUCGACUUCCCUGGGCCAAUCUUCCGGGUUGGAUUCAAUUAGCGGGAGUACUAAUUUAGUUAGGUUCACAUUAGAAGAAAUCAGAUCAGUCACCCAGAAUUUUUCCAGGGAAAACAUAAUUGGGCGGGGCGGGUACGGAAAUGUGUACAAAGGCCAGUUGCCUGAUGGCUCUGAAGUGGCGUUGAAGAGGUUUAAGAACUGUUCGGCUGCCGGAGACACUGUUUUCACGCACGAAGUUGAAGUCAUUGCCAGUGUUCGCCACGUUAAUCUGGUGACUUUACGAGGAUAUUGUGUUGCCACCACCCCGUUUGAAGGUCACCAGAGGAUUAUAGUUUGUGAUCUGAUUAAAAAUGGUAGUCUCCAUGACCAUUUGUUUGGGAUGUUUGAUCGUAAACUCAGCUGGCCUAUUCGUCAGAAGAUUGCUUUGGGUACAGCUAGAGGGUUAGCCUACUUGCAUCACGGCGUGCAGCCGGGUAUAAUUCACAGGGAUAUUAAAGCAAGUAAUAUACUUUUAGAUGAAAAUUUUGAGCCUAAAGUAGCUGAUUUUGGGUUGGCUAAGUUCACUCCUGAAGGACUGUCUCAUAUGACCACUAGGGUUGCCGGGACGAUGGGAUAUGUCGCGCCAGAGUACGCGUUAUAUGGACAGCUGACUGAAAGGAGUGAUGUCUACAGCUUUGGAGUUGUAAUGUUGGAGCUUCUGAGUGGAAAGAAAGCAAUAAUGGCAAUGAAUGAUGAUGGCAACCAGCAACCUCUGGUUGUGGCUGAAUGGGCUUGGUCAUUGGUUAGGAAUGGCAGAGCCCUGGAUGUUAUUGAAGAGGGUAUGCCUGAAUUAGGUCCUCCAGAAAUCAUGGAAAAAUAUGUGUUGAUUGCUGUGCUUUGUUCACAUCCUCAACUGUAUGCUCGGCCUACAAUGGAUCAAAUUGUCAAAAUGUUGGAGGUUGAUCAGGGGAUGAUGAUACCUGUACCAGCAAUACCGGAUCGACCGAUACCAAUCACUGCAAAAUUGGAUGAUAUUCAAAAAUCUGCAAGCAGCAGUGGCUCUGGUCAUCUAUCCAGUGCAUCUGGCUACCAAGCCUACACAUUGAGAAAGGAAUUUUCGGAUCAUCAUACGCCUAAAGAAGGCGAAGGUGAAGCCUCUUAUAACUGAUGAAUUCUUUUCUUUGUUAGACUUACAGAAUUAUUUGAGGUAGACAUAAUUGUUUGAUUCUGGACAAAGCAGAAUCAUCAUCAAACCAGUGUGAACCAGAUAGGAGUAGAAAAUUUGAGUCUUGUAGAAAGAAACCAUGUAAAUAUUCUGAAAGAUUUGUAUUAGAUCAGGAUAUUCCUUCACAUUGAUCAUUAUGCAGUAUUAUGAAGAUUUUGGAGUUGGGAAUUAGGAAGAGCCUUACAACUAACAAUUAGAUCUUUCAUUCUUUCCAUUCCAUCAGGCUUUCAAAAUGAUGCUCGUGACUCUGUAUGUAGUGUGCAUUAGUACUCUUUCUGUCCCAAAAUUAUUGUUCAGUUUGAAAUUUCACUUUUAGUACAAUUUGAACUAGAAAUAAAAAUCCAAACUGGACGGAGGGAGUAGAUUAUUAUUCAAACUUGUAAAAAUGAUUGGAAAUCCAAGAGAUGCUCAGAGGUCCAGGCCACCAAAAUUUACAUAAGACCCAAAUGUAAAACAAUUGGGGACUAUAUAUAGUUUUAUAUUUC
This is a messenger RNA of Oldenlandia corymbosa var. corymbosa, 3111 nucleotides long. The record is from the annotation of a GenBank genome assembly. Lineage: Eukaryota; Viridiplantae; Streptophyta; Magnoliopsida; Gentianales; Rubiaceae.